This is a messenger RNA of Jaculus jaculus (lesser Egyptian jerboa), 3677 nucleotides long. RefSeq names its product SLIT and NTRK like family member 1 (gene Slitrk1). NCBI's taxonomy places the organism in Eukaryota, Metazoa, Chordata, Mammalia, Rodentia, Dipodidae. Gene Ontology annotation, molecular function: protein binding. The transcript is spliced from 2 exons. Gene Ontology annotation, cellular component: glutamatergic synapse; GABA-ergic synapse; postsynaptic density membrane. Gene Ontology annotation, biological process: regulation of presynapse assembly; positive regulation of synapse assembly; axonogenesis. The record is from RefSeq and is a predicted model, not a curated record. The coding region runs from base 296 to 2386 and encodes 696 amino acids.
CUUCUGGGCAACCCGCAGCAUCGGCAAGAAGUCCUCGGGCAGCGUGGACCGCAGCCGCUGCCGAAAGCUCUGCUUUGUAUCGGAGAGGCAAGGUCAGUCCGACGCACAGCCAUCACUAGCAGUGCGCCUGUACUACGCUGCAAACCUUCUGCUUGCUGCUAACAUGCACUUGCUUCUUCUAAUCACUACCAUUGUUCCAUUCCGGACGAGUGAGGACCACCGCUAGACACCAUUCUGUAAGGGAUGGUGGCUGUUACUUUGUGAUGAGAUCGGGGAUGAAUUGCUCGCUUUAAAAAUGCUGCUUUGGAUUCUGCUGCUGGAGACGUCUCUUUGUUUUGCCGCUGGAAACGUUACAGGGGACGUUUGUAAAGAGAAGAUCUGUUCUUGCAAUGAGAUAGAAGGGGACCUACACGUAGACUGUGAAAAAAAGGGCUUUACAAGUCUGCAGCGCUUCACCGCCCCGACUUCUCAGUUUUACCAUUUAUUUCUGCAUGGUAAUUCCCUCACUCGACUUUUCCCUAAUGAGUUUGCUAACUUUUAUAAUGCCGUUAGUUUGCAUAUGGAAAACAAUGGCUUGCAUGAGAUCGUUCCGGGGGCUUUCCUGGGGCUGCAGCUGGUGAAAAGACUUCACAUUAACAAUAACAAGAUCAAGUCUUUUCGCAAGCAGACUUUUUUGGGGCUGGACGAUCUGGAAUACCUCCAGGCUGAUUUUAAUUUAUUACGGGAUAUAGACCCGGGAGCCUUCCAGGACUUGAACAAGCUGGAAGUUCUCAUUCUAAACGACAAUCUCAUCAGCACCCUACCUGCCAAUGUAUUCCAGUACGUGCCCAUCACCCAUCUGGACCUCCGGGGAAACAGGCUGAAAACGUUGCCCUAUGAGGAGGUCUUAGAGCAGAUCCCUGGCAUUGCUGAGAUCCUGCUGGAGGAUAACCCAUGGGACUGCACCUGCGAUCUGCUCAACCUGAAAGAAUGGCUUGAAAACAUCCCCAAAAACGCCCUCAUUGGCCGAGUGGUGUGCGAAGCCCCCACCAGACUGCAGGGUAAAGACCUCAAUGAAACCACUGAGCAGGACUUGUGUCCUUGGAAAAACCAAGUGGAUUCUAGUCUCCCUGCGCCCCCUGCCCAAGAAGAGACCUUCGCUCCUGGCCCCCUGCCAACUCCUUUUAAGACAAAUGGGCAAGAGGAUCAUGCCACCCCGGGGUCUGCCCCACACGGUGGUACAAAGAUCCCAGGCAACUGGCAGAUCAAAAUCAAACCCACCCCCGCGAUAGCGACGGGGAGCGCCAGAAACAAGCCCCCAGUUCAAGGCCUGCCCUGCCCCGGGGGCUGCAGCUGUGAUCACAUCCCGGGGUCUGGCUUGAAGAUGAACUGCAACAACAGGAACGUGAGCAGCCUGGCCGACCUGAAGCCCAAACUGCCCGACGUGCAGGAGCUCUUCCUGCGGGACAACAAGAUCCACAGCAUGCGGAAGUCGCACUUUGUGGAUUACAAGAACCUGGUUUUGUUGGACCUGGGCAACAACAACAUCGCCACGGUGGAGAACAACACUUUCAAGAACCUCUUGGACCUGCGGUGGCUGUACAUGGAUAGUAACUACCUGGACACCCUGUCCCGGGAGAAAUUCACUGGGCUGCAGAAUCUGGAGUAUCUGAACGUGGAGUACAACGCCAUUCAGCUCAUCCUGCCGGGCACGUUCCACGCCAUGCCCAAGCUGAGGAUCCUCAUCCUCAACAACAACCUGCUGAGGUCCCUCCCCGUGGACGUGUUCGCCGGCGUCUCGCUGUCCAAGCUCAGCCUGCACAACAAUUACUUCAUGUACCUGCCGGUGGCCGGCGUGCUGGACCAGUUGACGUCCAUCAUCCAGAUAGAUCUGCACGGCAACCCCUGGGAGUGCUCCUGCACCAUCGUGCCUUUCAAGCAAUGGGCCGAGCGCCUGGGUUCCGAGGUGCUGAUGAGCGACCUCAAGUGCGAGACGCCGGUGAACUUUUUCCGCAAGGACUUCAUGGUCCUGUCCAACGACGAGGUCUGCCCCCAGCUGUACGCCAGGAUCUCGCCCACGUUAACUUCGCACAGUAAAAACAGCACCGGGUUGGCGGAGACUGGGACGCAUUCCAACUCCUACCUAGACACCAGCAGGGUGUCCAUCUCCGUGCUGGUGCCGGGACUGCUCCUGGUGUUCGUCACCUCCGCCUUCACGGUGGUGGGCAUGCUGGUGUUUAUCCUGCGGAACCGAAAGCGCUCCAAGAGGAGGGACGCCAACUCCUCGGCGUCCGAAAUCAACUCCCUACAGACAGUCUGCGAUUCUUCCUACUGGCACAAUGGGCCUUACAAUGCUGACGGGGCCCACAGAGUGUACGACUGUGGCUCGCACUCUCUCUCAGACUAAGCCUCUGACCGCCCCCCCCCCCACCACCACCACCCUCCACCCCGAGAGGGGAGGGGAGCAAGACAGCACUAUAGCCGGCCCCUCCCCCCAUCACAGCACCCGUGCCGCCAAGCAUCCCAGGGGACAGGAGACCAUUGACAUGAACCUAGCUCCAAUCCCCUCGUGGACAUAAGUAAAUAAAUAAGUAUGAACUCACUGGCCCUUUAGCUCCGCUCAGAAAACAAAGAGCAAACUGUGGCCGGCUUCCAGAGCGCGGCCGGCCGGCACUGGCUCAGCUCUCGCUCUGAGCUCCUUUUCACUGAGAAGCCAGCCUGGGGACCGCCAGAAGAAUUGAGCGUCCUUGGUCUGGGCAGAGCGUCCUGUGGGGUGACUCUAUACAUAUAUACAUAUAUCCACAUCUAUAUAGAGAGAUAGAUUAUCUAUUUUUCCCCUUGUGGAUAAGCCCGGUGAUGGCUCCCUGUUGGCUGUGCAGGGAUGGGCAAGUUGCACGAAGGCAUGAAUGUAUUGUAAAUAAGAAACUUUGACUCAUGACACGAAAAAUAAAUAAUAAAAAAAGAACAACAUCAUUAUCAACAACAACAACAACAUCAAAAAAAUAAAAAAAAUAAAAAAAAAAACAACAAAAAGUGCUGCAUGGCUCGCAUGGAAUCCACGCGCUCCAGGGACUCUGCCCCUAUCCUGUGACUGGAGAAGGCGUCACAGCACCCACCCUCUUACCUGAUAAGUCCCAUCGUAUCAAACUUUCUAUAAACAAAAUACAGUAUAAUCAGAAAGUGCCAUUUCACCAUCAUUUGUGAUUGGUAGGCAGUUCAGAGAGUAUGUUUACUGUGAAAAAAAUGUAAAGGUUUUAUUUAAGACAUUUGCAUGGCUCGUUAUCAGUUCAUUUUAUGAGUUAACAAUGUAUUUUGUUGAGGAAGUUUUUAGGGGUUGUUUUGGGUUCUUUUCUUUUGAUGGUGUUGUUUGAUUUCAUUUUAGUUUUUGAGGGGGAAUAUUUUUCUAUACAUAUCCAAUAAUGCCUUCCAUCUGAAUGUAAAAUAAGUACCCAUGAUUUCUAUUAUAUUAUCAGUGUAAUUAUUUAAGGGAAAAAAAAGAUUUUGAGGCAGUUAAGCAUGACCAAUUAAUGUCACUCUAGUGCUUAGGCUGCGAUCCUAUGGUAGCAAUUGUGUGCUGGUAUAAAUCUUACUUAUAAAGUAGGAACAAAGAACUGAGGAAGCACGUGAAACUUACUAAUUCUAUUGGAGGAUUUUAUAAUGGCAUAUUUUUUCAGUAUUAAAGUGAAAAUGUUUUCAAA